This is a messenger RNA of Carlito syrichta (Philippine tarsier), 2344 nucleotides long. RefSeq names its product WD repeat domain 93 (gene WDR93). The coding region runs from base 31 to 2097 and encodes 688 amino acids. Gene Ontology annotation, molecular function: protein binding. Lineage: Eukaryota; Metazoa; Chordata; Mammalia; Primates; Tarsiidae. The record is from RefSeq and is a predicted model, not a curated record. Gene Ontology annotation, biological process: electron transport chain. The transcript is spliced from 16 exons.
UUUUAGCAGUUCCCAGUGCCACCUUCUGUGAUGUCAUCCCCCAGAGGAAGUUAUGCUCAGAAGAUGAGGCUGCCCAUUUAUACUCCAAAGGGACCACUAAAGGUGCCACCCCCAACAGAGAUAGACUGGCCUAAAGAUGAUGAAGAGGACCAUAUUGUCAUGGAUCCAAGCCAGGAGGUGGAUUCCCUGCCUCAGCCUUAUCGAAUGAUCAACAAGCUGGUGGACCUCCUGUUGGACCGGGCAUGGGGAGUCAUUGAAGAGAGGAAUGCACGGAGGGAAGGUGAGGGCAGGCGGAUCCAGCCCCCUGUCUACCCUCCACUUGGAAAAAUCCAGCUCAACAAACCACUAAAUUGUAUGGCUAUUUCCCAAGACUAUUUAUUUAUUGGAGGAACCAAAGGAUUCUCAAUUUAUAAUCUGGACACUGCUAAACAAAUAUGUGUUUGGGAGAAACUUAAGGUUGAUGUCACUUCCAUCUGGGCCACAGAUUUGGGGAGUGAAAUACUUAUUGCUCCUGUGGAUGAAAUGGGUAUCAUUAGACUGUUUUAUUUUUAUAAGGAUGGUCUUUUCCUAAUCAAAGCCAUCAAUGAAGUGGAUGAUGCCAGCAAGCAAACCACCUGUGUAAAGAUGAAGAUCUCUCAGGGAGGGAACUUUGCAGCCUUCCUCCUGCAAGGAGCUGGAGAUGUUUGGCUGGAUGUGUAUAAAUUGCCCAAGGAGUCUUGGCUCAGGGAAAUGGAGCACCCCCAACUCACUUUAAAUCCAAAGAAAAAGGGCAAACAGCCGCAACUGAACACUCCUGAUUCCAUUUCUACAGAUCAUUUAGAUAUGGAUACAAAUGUUUGUUUUAAAGGAGACAUCAAGUUGAGUCUUCCAGUUCAAAUCAUGAAAAUCAAAUCACCUAAACCUAUUACAGGCACCACAUUUAAAAGCCCCCUGGAAGUCUUUGCAAAGAUAGAGGACUGUUGCGGGCUGGGCUCUGGGCAGCAUCACUUCAUCAAGGACAGUCAGUGGGAGCAGCAAAUGGCGAUCUUCAAAGCUUCUUACAAGAAGUACUUGGACAGAGAGUGGGAGGAGGAGCCGCUCAGUGUGGCCACCUUCCAUUUCCUCCUUCCCAGCUGUGUAAUUGCAAUGCCAACGGAAAUCAAGAGCCCCCCAGGAGUAGCCUGUGUCCUCGGCAUACACUGGACCAGAAGCCACAAUUUCUUCCUCUAUUCACUGAACCGCUCUCUGAAGGAUAAAGUUGACCCCGAGAGCGUGUGGCCCUGUGCUGCACCCAUUACAGUCUCUCAGCUCAGCUGCUCUUCUGCCUACCUCGUGCUGGCCUGCGGGGAUGGUGUGCUCACGCUGUGGGACCUGACCGAAGGAUUCCCCCUUGGGGUCAUUGCUCUUCCUGAGGGAUGUUUCUGCCAAAGUAUUCACUUCCUAAAAUACUUCCUGGUCCACGAAGGACAGAAUAUGUAUCCUGAGGGUCCAGUGAAAUCCCAGAUGAAAUGUGUGGUGCUGUGCACAGACGCUUCCCUCCAUCUGGUGGAAGCCAGAGGGACCCAAGGACCCACCGUCACUGUGCUUGUUGAGAGGCCCGUAAAGCACCUGGAUGAAGCCGUCUGUGCCGUGUGCCCGCUGCCAGCCUUACCUGGCAUGGUGCUCAUCUUUUUCAAGAAUGGCUCCAUGCGUCUCAUGGAUGUGGCCAAGGUGAAAACCAUCUGUGCCUUUGCUGCCCCCAGCCCCUUCCACCCAGGGGCCCCCUGGAGGCCGGUGUUUGUCGUACCUUUACACCGUCCGUGUUUCCUGCUCCAAGGAGGCCAUUCACAUGAAACGGAACCUACCGAUGACGAUGCCAGAAUCCAAAAUUCUGUUUUUUGUUUUAAUUUUGAGGACUACCCACUCCUGAAAAAUAUCUCAAGAAAUCGCAGCAUUCCUCAAAGGGCCUUGGCAGACAACAAGGCCUUCCCCCAGGCACUGCCCCUGGAGAAAAGGUGUGAGCGCCUGCUCCAGGAGAGCUUUCAGAAGCUGGAGAAGAUCCCGGGGAAAGAGCAGGACCACUGGACUCGGCUCCGGAGGUACUCCCUGCUGCUCCAGAGAGAGAGCCUCAAGAAGUGAGCUCCCACCACUAGGGUCCCUGAAAAGGAUUCAGUCACCAAGCAGCCACUCUCAGGACACCCUAAGACAAAGAGACACCGAGGAAGAGCCACAGCUUGGGGCCUGGACUUGCAGUCUGGGAUCUCUGCAGAGCCAGCAAGGGGAAAGUUAUCUUUUGGGGACCCUGAACCACUAAACCUCUUGUCAGAGCCCUCGGGUGGGCUGAUGUGUCGCCAAAUAAACAGCAAUAUCGUUCCCAGACUCCCAA